AUGAUCAUCCACUGCAACAGCGUGCCAUUUCCACCACGGUCCCAGGUCCACGGAUCGCCACAGUCAACAGGCGAUAACGACGAAAACCGGGUUCUCCAGCGUCCCCACGAACCAAUCAGCCAAGUCGGAUUUCUCGCUGCCGACACAAACGGUGAGACAAGAUUCGCAGGGAGACCGACUGGUAGCGUUGGAAGCAUUGAUCCAGAGUUAGUGGGUGGCUACAAAGGACCAUUGCUAUUCUGCGGUCUGCGAUACCACCUCGACAUGAUAUCCUUCCGGCACAUAGUCGAAGAUCUGCGCUCGUGUUGGUACGAUGCCAUGAUCGAUGCCGAGAGGCGGAUACAAGGCCCCAUCAAGGGCGUUCGUAUAAAUUGCCUCGGCGACACUAUUAUCAGUAAGCGACCAAAAUACGAACCGAUCAAUACACUCCACAAUACCUUCUUCGACACUGAUCGUAUCUUUAAGAUCCCUGUAGGUGAGAAGAUCGGUAUCCCGUUAGAGGUACACCUAAUCGAGCCUGCUGUACCGUGGAGGAAUCGUCGUCUUUAUGGCGACACGAUUAUCCCAUACUCACUCAGUUUCGACGCGCGGAUACUUAACCCGGCGCAGUGGCGGAUGAUUACAGGCUCGAUUAUGAUCAUUCGCAAAGACCUCAAGCCGCUUCAUUGCGCCCAUAUAGAGGCACUAUGCGAGUACUGUCUCCGGGAAAGCUUCAGUUCCGCACAACUAUCCGAUCUGCCCGGAGGACCUCAUAGCCCUCAUCAAGACUUGACUCCAUUUAUCGACAUCGUUCAGCAAGCAAGUUCUCAGCAGUUGCUGUCUCGUGCGUCGAAACAGGGCUUUUCAGACUUCUACCUCGACUUCAUGCACAACGGUGGACACGCGAAGUAUGGAUUUAUUACUUCUCCUUACAUAGUCUAG
Alternaria infectoria is the source of this 921-nucleotide messenger RNA. RefSeq lists its product as uncharacterized. The transcript has a single exon. NCBI's taxonomy places the organism in Eukaryota, Fungi, Ascomycota, Dothideomycetes, Pleosporales, Pleosporaceae. Bases 1 to 921 code for a protein of 306 amino acids. The record is from RefSeq and is a predicted model, not a curated record.